GUACACUCUAUGAAUUAAUAUAUAUUCUAAGGUAUCGAAUAACGACGAGUGUUUCUUAGGUGUUGUCUAACUGAAAAAAUACGUAUUUUAUACUCGACUUGACAAGGAAAAAUGCUUCUCCAACGAGUGACUGCAAAUGCACCAAAAGUUAUUAAACGUAACAUUGGUAUUCUUGCACCAGCAUUUCAAGAAGCAAAGGAUCCCAUCCAACAACUAUUCAUAGAUAAAAUUCGUGAAUAUAAAGCAAAAAGCUCCGGUGGAAAAAUACCUGAUGCUGGUCCUGAAAUUGAAAAAGAGAGGAAGGCAGAAUUUGACAGAAUUGCGAAACAGUAUAAUAUAGUAGGUGAUCCAAAAGAAUUCCCUAAAUUCAAGUUUGAAGAUCCACAAGUGGAAAAAUGAAUGCAUUAUGUCCCUACAAAUAUUCAUAAAAUCAGAAUAUUUAUAUUAGAAUUGUUACUGUUCAUACCAAGUAAAUA
Eufriesea mexicana is the source of this 476-nucleotide messenger RNA. RefSeq names its product ATP synthase, coupling factor 6. The record is from RefSeq and is a predicted model, not a curated record. NCBI's taxonomy places the organism in Eukaryota, Metazoa, Arthropoda, Insecta, Hymenoptera, Apidae. The transcript has 4 exons. The coding region runs from base 112 to 399 and encodes 95 amino acids. Gene Ontology annotation, biological process: proton motive force-driven ATP synthesis. Gene Ontology annotation, cellular component: proton-transporting ATP synthase complex. Gene Ontology annotation, molecular function: proton transmembrane transporter activity.